CUGUCAAUCAAAGAAAGCUCGCAAACACAAAGAUGGCGGCCAAACUUCAACUUCCAUUCUUAAUUAAUGUCUCCCUCUUCUGCUUCAUCAGUCUCUCACUCUCCGUCCACCAAGGCCAAGGCCUCUCAGAAAUUCACGACCUCCUUCCCCAAUACGGCUUCCCCGUCGGACUUCUCCCCGACGGCGUUGAAUCCUACACACUCUCCCCUUCCGACGGUACCUUCACCGUCCGCUUCACCACCCCUUGCGACGUCCGAUUCGCCGGCUACCUCGUCCAUUACGACAAAGAAAUCGGAGGCAAGCUCAGCAAAGGCGCCGUCCGCGAUGUAUCGGGAAUCACCACCAAGCAGGCCUUCUUCUGGCUCUCCCUCAGUGCGAUUGAGGUCAGCGGCGAUGGCGACAUCGAGUUCUUCGUCGGACCAUUUUCGAAGAAGCUUCCGGUGAAGGCAUUCGAGAAGAUUCCUCAAUGUCAAAAAAAGCAAGGCGUCGGCUCUCUGGACUGGAGGCCGCUCUUGGGAUCGAUUUGAGGUUUGUUUAGUGUAUAUAUAUGAGACAUUAUAUUAUAUUAUAUAUUGGGGAUCUCGUGGCCUUUCUUAUUUAUUCUGCAUCGCAAACCCUCUAUUGAACAAUGUAGCUCGCUCGCUCGCUCGCAUCGGUUUGUUUGGAAUGGAAUGGAUCUUAUUCUUAUGUGCACAUGUAGUGUUCAGAAUCGAAACCAAUCUGUUAAGAGUAUAAACAAGGAAAAAACAA
Linum trigynum is the source of this 750-nucleotide messenger RNA. Lineage: Eukaryota; Viridiplantae; Streptophyta; Magnoliopsida; Malpighiales; Linaceae. The record is from the annotation of a GenBank genome assembly.